AUGCUAAGAGUAUUUUCACCUACAGAUACAGAUUUUACGAGUAACGGGGAAGUGGGCAUAGUCCCACUCCUUGCCACUGUAAACAAGGUAGACAACGGAGACUACUUUUUAGACUUGGUAACUGAUAUUCAAUAUAUAGAUUAUAUUAAGCCUAAUAAUAUUGUAGUAGCUCCAACACCAACAGGAGAACAACCGUUUAGAAUAGUUACUGUCGAAAAUACAAGAAGUAGAAUAACCGCCAAGGCAUACCACCUAUACUACGAUACCAAUAAAUAUCUAAUAGCAGACAGUUACGUCGUAAACAACACUUGUAAUUAUGCCUUAGAUCAUUUAAACAGUGCUACAGACGAAGCAACACCUUUUACCACGCUCUCAGACGUUACGGGGUAUAACUCUUACCGUUGUGUAAGAAAAACCUUUAACGAAGCUAUUAACGAAGUCCUGGAACGUUGGGGUGGACACCUUGUUAGAGACGGAUACGACAUUAAAAUUCUCUCUUCCAUUGGUGCAGAUAACGGAGUAACUGUAAGAUAUGGUAAAAAUCUUAAGGACAUUUCCGUUAAAUACGACUGGUCUGCAGUCUGUACAAAGUUGUUACCCGUAGGAAAAGACGGUUUUACGCUUGACAACCUUUACGUUUUCUCAGACAUUCAGUAUGAAUUACCAUACACUAAGACUGUUUCUUUCCAACAGGAAGUAAACCAGGAAGACUACGAGAGCGAAGACCAAUACUUACAAGCACUGAGAGAAGAUCUAACACAACAAGCGAAAAAUUACUUAAAUGUUUACCAGUUUCCAGUUAUUAACUACACUCUUUCUGCAAAUAUUGAGAAAAUAACAGACAUUGGAGACGUUAUAGAGGUAAUUGACGAGAGAUUAGGAAUAAACGUAACUACACAAGUUAUGUCUUAUGUCUACGAUUGCGUUUUAGGACAAUAUAAUGAAGUCCAGUUUGGUAACACUGUACCAAGUUUAAACAACCUAAUACAAUCUAUUAGAAACGACAUUAAAGAGAAUAUCGAAGAGAACAAUACAACAAUUUCUAUUACGCUUAACGACAGAUUAUCUGAAAGCGAACAAAAAAUAAUGGGAAUUUUGGGUAAUUCUUACGUUAUUUAUAACGGAGAUAGCAUCUUAGUUGUUGACAGAUUACCGAAAGAAACCGCUACAAACGUAAUAAGGAUAAAUUCACAAGGCAUUGGGUUUAGUAACACUGGAAUUAGUGGUACUUUCAACAGUGCUUGGGAAAUUAACGGUACUUUCAACUGUCAAAGUGUGAAUUUAAUUAACCUAACUUCAGAUAUGAUAAAAGGCGGCACUUUAAAACUCGGUAGUAACUUAAAUCAGAAUGGUUUACUUGAAGUUUACGACAGUUCUAACAACCUUAUUACGGAACUCAACAAAGAUGGUUUAAAAAUGUACGGUAUAGACGGUUCAUACGUUAUUAUGAACAAUACUGUUGGUUUUGUGGGAUACGAUAGAAACGACACUCCCACUUUUUGGGUUAAUAGAGACGAGUUCCACCAGAAAAAAGCAGUUGUAGAAGACGAAAUAACCUUUAUGGAGCGUAUGCGUUUUAUUCCUAUACAGUUAUACGACGAUAACGACGAACUUAUUAACGACGGUGUGGGCAUUAUCUCAGUUAACGAAAACAAUGGGUUUAUUAAAUACAGAAUUGUUGUAACAGAAAAUAGCUAUGAUAGAGACACUAAUACAAGUGAAAUCAACGUAAAAGUACAAGCCUGGAGAACUAAUAGUGGUUACACCACUUCUGGUACGGGUACUUGUUACUGUACAAUUGACGGAACAAAGUAUACACAAAGUAUUUCAAGUUCACAAACUAUUACUUAUAACAGUUAUACUACGUUGUUAAACAAAACCGUAACAGUAGAACACGAACAAGACGGAAGUAAAACAGUUAACGUUUCUGCUUAUAUCAAGCACCAGAGAUUUAGUAGUAAUUCACAAGGUUUUAACGUAACAUUAACCACAAUUCCAAGACAAGCAAGUAUUAUUAGUAUUGCACCGUUUACCGACGUACAGAACCCCGUUAUUAACUAUGUUAACCCUUUAGGUGAAGAAGUAGACGAUCUUGUAACCGUUAUUACUGCUACUGAUAAUCACCCGUUAACACAACCAAGGGAACUUUCAAAAACGGGAGUUUCUUAUACGUUUGAACUUACAGACGAAGAAAAAGAAACCAUUUAUAACUAUUAUCCUAACGACAAGGAAACAACGCUUAAGUUCUGGAUAAAUACUUAUAUUGGUGGUACUUGGUAUCAGUCUACAUACGACGCUAACUUCACGAUUACAGAAGCUCUACCGACUAUUGGCACGAUUGCUUAUCACGAUAUAAACCCUACAACGGUUGCAGUUACGGAAGACGAUACAAAACUUGUACAGAACCAUUCUUUACCGUUGAUCGUGUUUGACAGUCUAACCGCCUUAAAGGGCGCUACACUUAACCAGGUAACAAUAAAUAUUGGCGGUAAUGUUUAUACUUUCGAAGUUUCUGGUACAAGUCAAUCUUCUUUUGGUUGCGAAAUUGGGGGAGUGUUAAACUUCAGUUCUAACGUAACUGCUAAUUGUACUUUAACAGACAGUAGAGGUUAUAACUCUUCCAAAACUGUAGAAUUAAGCAUAUUGGCAUACGAGAUACCCUCUUUAACUUACUCCGUAAGAAGACAUAAUAACUACUACUCAGACACGGACUUAUACGUUGACGCUAAGUAUAGUUCUUUAGGUGGUAAAAACCAAUUAAAAAUAUAUUACUGUUACAAGGAAGUUGACGGAGCUACACAACCUUGGGCAAGAAUAUACGAUAAGACACUAACAACAAUUACCCUGAAUAAUACCAAGCAAUUUUGGGUUUUAUUCCAAGCAUACGACAGUUUAAGCGUUUAUUCUGAGCAAUACGCAUUUUUCUUGGAUAGUGGUACGCCUAUUGCGUUUUUUGACCGCAAAAUGAAAUCAACGGGUUUUAACUGUUUCCCAACAGAAAAUAACCUUGUUGAAGUUGGCGGGGAACUCAAAGUACAAAAGGUUAAGCAAAGAUUAUGGGAUAACGCUAACCAACGUCUAAUUCUAAGUGGUGAAGAAAUACAGUUUACACUUGGACAAUUCGGAACACUCGGAGAACGUAACUACUGGAUAGAUUAUUACGGUACUUACAACGGAUAUAUUGAACAAUCACACGUUAAGAACAGUGGACCUGUUGAGUUAUGGAGUGGUAGUUUAUCAAGUGGUAGUGUUACUUUCGCAACUGGUAGUUACAAUUAUUAUUUAAUUCGUGGUAGAGUUUCGACAAAUGGUAACUAUGUUACAAUGCUAAUACCUAAGAUGGAAAUUACGGACACGGACACUGCUUACCAGUUGUCUAACGACGCUAACUUUAUUUCCUUCAGAUUAAAACACUCUGGAAACAAUCUUGUAAUGGCUUAUCAGAACAGAACUUCUGGUAGUACGUUUUUUAUAGAUAAAGUGUACGGGUGUUAUUAA
This is a messenger RNA of Cylicocyclus nassatus, 3498 nucleotides long. The record is from the annotation of a GenBank genome assembly. Lineage: Eukaryota; Metazoa; Nematoda; Chromadorea; Rhabditida; Strongylidae.